AUGAUAGACCUACCACCAGUCACCCUAGACACAACCCUCACAGACCUUUACCGCCGCGCAAGCCCCAGAAACGCAGACAAGCGCAUCGCCCAAGUCCUCUGUCUCAUCAACUCCGGCUCAGAACUCAACCGCAACGUCCCACGCAACGCAAAAUACCUCUACCAAGAUAGCCCCUUCAACGCCGUUCCACAAGAUCCAUCCUGCAGCAGACUGUCAGGUGAUGAUGGCGGAAGACAGCAGCAGCGCGGACUGGCCCGUCCAAAUCUCAUCUUCUGCCCCGGGCCCUCCGAAAUCCCCAUCAAAGAAGCCGGCACCGAUUUGAUCGCCUAUAAAUUUGUUCUCGACGGUCUGGAAUCAUACAGUAACCUCAUCUUCCCACUUGAGACACACAGGUUUCUCAAUUCCAAAGCUGCGCUCGCACGAUCAGGCCUUCCCACCCCGAAAGCAACUAUUCUCGAGGUCGAUGGUUUGGCUGGUGAUGCGUGGGCAUGCUGUGCUUCGUGCACCAGCGGUGAUGCAGCAGAGUUUAUCGUCCCGGAAUCCUGUGCAGGAAGCCGGGGCAGAUGGUUAAAGGAGAAAAGCGAGGAGAUCUACGCGGAUCUCGAAUCUCACACCCUGCCGUUUGUUCUCAAGAACCAGCAGACCUUGGGCUGUGCGGGGAUGUACAUCAUCAACACCGAGGAUAAGCGUCAAAAGCUGGUGCAGUACUUUAGGAACGGCGUCCUUCGCAAGCUGCUUUCUUCAGUGACGGAGUCAAACGCUCAUCUCCAGCCCGCAGCCCUGAUUAUGUCUGAUAUGGUCGAGGAUCCCUUGGAAAACUAUGGCUUGACGUUCUUUGUCACAGACGAUGGCAAUGAGCCGAUUCUCCUGGCUGCAUCGGAGCAGAUGACGGAUGGCGAUAACGCAUGGAUCGGGAGUACCAUCAACUACCGCCGUCAAGAGCAGCUGGAGAAGAAGUUUGGGCUGUUGGUCAAAAGGGUUGCGACCUGGCUGAGAGAAUAUGGGUACGUUGGACCAGCUGGAAUUGAUGUCCUGGAAACAACAUCGUCGACGGCAGCGUGCUCUAAGACGAACGGUGCCUCCGACUUCUCCAACUUCCACAUCGUCGACCUCAAUGUCAGAACAUCAGGCUCAAUGUGCCUCCCCCUCCUACGAACCCACUUCACUUCUCGCGGCCAUUGGAGCGCAUCUUCCUUCUCCGUUAGCUAUAAAAAGUCCCGCGACGCUUUCAUCAAGUCCUUCCAGAAGGAAUUUGAGACAGGGAGGAUGUGCGUGAUCAGCUGGUACGAUGAUCCGGACACGGGCUGUAGUCUGGCUGACGUGGCUGUCGGUGCCGUGGAUGUGGAUGGUUUGCGGACGGCGAUGGAGAGAGUUCGAGAUUUGACGGAGCAGGUGACCUUCUAG
This is a messenger RNA of Colletotrichum fioriniae, 1404 nucleotides long. NCBI's taxonomy places the organism in Eukaryota, Fungi, Ascomycota, Sordariomycetes, Glomerellales, Glomerellaceae. The record is from RefSeq and is a predicted model, not a curated record.